UCCGGGAGUGUUCCGCCGGGCAUUCGGGCCGCCGCGGGCUGAACCGAGCGGGGCUGCUAACAUGCUAGCCCGCUGGCUCAAGGAACAAUGUUUUAGCUAGCUCCGCGCUGGUUCCGAGAGAGAACCCGAACGCCAGUGACGUGCGGGUCAGGCGGUGGGGUUCUGCUGGGGAGAUGCGGGUCGGAACCGGCUAGCCUUUCAUUGGUUCGCAGACGGUGGUUGUAGAACAUGGUCAAAAGUUUCCGGGUCUCGGACCUGCAGACGCUGCUGGCUUCGAUGGGUCGCAGCAAAAGCGGGCUGAAGCAGGACCUGGUGGGGCGAGCGCUGCGGCUCGUGCAGACCGAGUACAGCCCAGAGCUGCUCAAAAACGUGCGGCAGCUGUACGAGUCGCGCUUCCCUAAGACGUCCGGGUGGUUGGCGGCGCGGCGCCCGGAGGGCGUCCCGGUGGCCUACUCGCCCCUCAGCUCUUCUCCCACCGCUUCUCAGGGCACAGACUACCUCAACGGCAUCUCCAAACCGCUCACGGCGCCGGCGGCGGAGGUCAAGCUGGUCCCACUGCCCUUCUACCAGACGCUAGAGACGCUGCUUCCGGCCACAGAGCUGAUCCCCCAGAACAAUGACAAACUGCAGGACAGUCAAUGCAUCUUUGAAUUAACCCCAAACCAAGCCGACCAGAUUCGAAAUGCCAGUGAGCUGCGGCCGGGAAUCCGCUCCAUCCAAGUGGUUCUCAGAAUCUGUUACUCAGACUCCAUCGGGGUUCAAGAGGACCAGUAUCCUCCCAACAUCGCUGUCAAAGUCAACCAGUCCUACUGUCACGUACCAGGAUAUUAUCCUUCCAACAAGCCCGGCGUGGAGCCGCGGCGUCCGUGUCGCCCCAUAAACAUCACUCCCUGGCUGCACCUGUCCAGCGUCACCAACAGAGUCACUAUCACCUGGGGGAACUUUGGCAAGCGGUACUCCGUGGCGGUGUAUCUGGUGAGAGCCUUCACAGCUGCUGACCUCUUCAACCAGCUGAAGCUCUGCUCUGUGGAGAGUGCUGAACGCUGCCGUGAACGCAUCCAAGACAAACUUCGCUUCGAUCCUGAGAGUGAAAUCGCAACCACGGGUCUCCGAGUGUCUCUCAUCUGUCCGCUGGUGAAGAUGCGCCUCGGCGUACCGUGCCGCGUUCUGACGUGCGCCCAUCUUCAGUGUUUCGACGCAGUCUUCUUCCUGCAGAUGAACGAGAAGAAGCCGACGUGGACCUGCCCCGUAUGUGACAAGCCGGCUCCCUUCGAGCUCCUGACCAUCGACGGGUUGUGUUCAGAGAUUCUGAAGCUGACGGGGGAAGACGUGGAGGAGAUCGAGUACCUGACGGACGGCUCCUGGCGGCCCAUCAGAGACGAUAAGGAGAAGGAGCGGGAACGAGAGCGCAGUAAAACCCCGGAAUACUCGGUGGUGGACAUAUGCGUUCCGGAGGCCAACGGUCACUCUCCGGCCCACAGCAGCACCAGCCUGACGGGCCGGCCCGGGAGCAGCUCCUCGUCGAUGGCCGCCGUCCCGGGAGCGCCUGCAGCGGGAGGCGUAGUGGUAGAUCUGACUCUGGACUCUUCCUCUGAGGAGGAAGGGGGCGGGGCUGGAGGAGAUAGCGAGGACACUGAGGACAGCGCCGACAGCCCCGCCCCCAAGAGGGGACGCUACAACUACGACAAGGACCUGGUCACGGCGUACUGACCUGCAGCUCUCCUGACAGACGGACGCAGAGGAGCACGGAGGAGGCCGGCAGGAGCCUGAUGCUCGCGGCGUGAGACUGCAGCGGCGUCAGGACACCAACGCAGCUUUCUGCAGGAGGAGGAGGUGCCUCCGUGCUCCACGAGGAGGAAGCUGCUCCUCCUGUUAGCUUGCAGUAACCCAUCCUGCUCCUGCUGUAAAGACUGAAGGGAUCUCCUGACUACUGCUGCCCCGCCCCUUAGUCUGCAGGCUCCUCCCCCUCACCAUCUCUUUGUACAGACUGUCCGCUGCCAUGGACCUUCAGUGUUUGCAUCACCUUCUUCUCAUGUCAGCGAUGGACAGGAAGUCAUAAACCGCCGCCUCAGCGCUUUGUUUUUGUUUGAAGAUAAAACAGGAAGUCUGAGGAGGUCAGCUGGAGGUCAGCCGGAGGUCAGCCUGUAUACGUCUGCUUCGUGAGGUGACGAGCACGACGUCUGGAGCUGUCCUUCGCCAGGUCCUCGCAUGGAGAAAACCUACCUCAACCCUCGGCGCUCGCAGACGGAUCAGAACCGCUCCGGAUAGCCGCGGAUCCUGAGACGCCUCCACACUGGACGCUUUUCAGACGCGGUUUAGGUUCUGGAGCUGCAGAAAUGGGUUCACGGGUUUUUAGUUCACUUCCUGUUGUGAUUGAAGUUCAGGAUGUGGUCGAGUUUCUGCUGGGCUCUGCAGACAUUUCUGGACAGGAAGUGAUGCGUGGAGCUGCGUGUUUGGGUCGUGGAGGAGGAGUUUGUGGGCGUCUCGGCAGGUUGGAGGCUCCGCUGCUCUGCAGCUGCAUUACGGCAUCACGACGCCGCGCUUUUUCAUGCAGCUGAGUCGCGGCGCCGUGCAGCUGCACGAAGCAGCACGGCGCCAUGAUUCAGCUGCAUCAUGGCGCCGUGCUGCUUCGUGCAGCUGCAGCUCUGCUUGUUGGACCUCCUGCAGUCCGGAUCAAACCUCUCACCGUCCACUAAACUCAGAACCGCCCACUCGGACCCCACUUUGCCCCGUCAGGAUGCAGAGGAGCCGGCAUCAGUCGGUCCGGCAGAUCCGAGGCUUGUUUUGCUCCAGAGCGAUUCCUCUGUUAGAAUCGCCGUUUGCACUUUCGUGGAGAAGCUUCUUCAGAUCCGUCUUAGAUGUACGUGUUUCCACUUCGUCCUGCACUUUAGGACCCGUUUCCACCCGCCGUGCGCUUCAGGUUCUGACAGUUUGAAACCCGAGCAGCGGUUGCACUCGUCCGGGACACGGUCUGGUCAUCAGCAUAUCCGUGCUGCGUUUGGACCAGAACUUCCUUCGCUCCACGACGGUAGAACAUGGACUUAUGGUUGGAAAAAGAAUCUGGAGUCGCAUCAAAUCUCGUCUUCCGGUUUGGACUGAGAACGUGGUGAAAGCUCUCGGAGCAUCACCUGAUCUUCACUCUGCUGGGGGGUCGGGGGGGCUGUUGUUUUCUUCUCUGCAGACCGUAGCAUGGCCGGCCGGAGGCUCCCAGUUCAUUAUGUACCGGUUUGGUUUUUAAAUGGAAAUCCUAUUUUAUUACGUCUGCUGGUUCUUCUGGUUAGCAGCAGCUCUGGACGCCGCAGAGACGGCUGGAGACGGACAUGUGGGGGCGAGUCUGUUCAGGACGACGAAACUGUAAAUUGUAUCCUAACAGCUGUUAUUGACGUGUUGAAUUAAUAAAAUCUGUUCUUAAAAACA
Molecule: messenger RNA, 3417 nt
Organism: Oryzias melastigma (Indian medaka)
Lineage: Eukaryota; Metazoa; Chordata; Actinopteri; Beloniformes; Adrianichthyidae
Gene: pias4a
Product: protein inhibitor of activated STAT, 4a
Exons: 11
Coding region: 229-1710 (493 amino acids)
Biological process (GO): protein sumoylation; regulation of transcription by RNA polymerase II
Molecular function (GO): SUMO ligase activity; transcription coregulator activity; zinc ion binding
Source: RefSeq, a predicted model, not a curated record